AUGGAAGUGAUAAGCGCUAUCCUACAUGCCACGUUGAUAACUACUGUAAAUGUGGAAUUCAUCAUAGGAAGUUUAGGAAAUGCAUUCAUAGCAGUGGUGAACAUUGUGGACUGGGUGAAGAGAGGAAAGAUCUCUUCUGUGGAUCAGAUCCUCACUGCUCUGGCCAUCUCCAGAACUGCUUUUUUGUUUUCAUUGAUCACAACUUUGUUUGUGGCAUUUCUGAAACCAGCUACAAUGACAAUUAGAACAUUAUUGAAAAUGCAUACUAUUUCCUGGACGGUAUGCAAUCAUUUCAGUAUCUGGUUUGCUACAUGCCUCAGCAGUUUUUAUUUUCUCAAGAUAGCCAAUUUCACAAAUUCCAUUUUUCUUACACUCAAAUGGAAAGCAAAAAAAGUGGUAUCAAUAACACUGGUGGUGUCUCUGAUAAUCUUGUUUAUAAACAUUAUAAUCAUAAAUAUACUCAUCGAUGGACCUAAAGUAAACACACCUUACAGAUCUAGUUCAAAUAACACUGCAGAAGUUUAUGUGCUCAUUUUACUCAUCAACACUAUGUUCACAUUCAUCCCCUUCACCAUGACCCUGAUUACUUUCCUCCUGCUCAUCUUUUCCCUGUGGAGACAUUUGAAGAACAUGCAGUAUAAUGCCAAAGGAUUCCGCGACGUCAGCACCACAGCCCAUGUAAAGUCCCUGCAAAGUGUGGUCACCUUCCUGGUACUAUAUACUGUUUUUUUUAUGUCACUUCUUUUACAGACUUGGAAUAUUAACUCUCUUCAAAAAAAUCUUAUGGUAUUGUUUUUAUGGAGCACAGCAAUAGCUUUUCCCUCAGGACACUCAUGUGCCUUGAUUCUGGGAAAUAGUAAGCUAAGGCAGGCCUCUCUUUCAGUGCUGUGGUGGCUGAGGUGUAGGUACAAAUAUACAAACAAUUAA
Messenger RNA from Myodes glareolus (Bank vole), 927 nucleotides. NCBI's taxonomy places the organism in Eukaryota, Metazoa, Chordata, Mammalia, Rodentia, Cricetidae. The record is from RefSeq and is a predicted model, not a curated record.